CUCGAAAACAACGCCAGGAGAGCGAAAAUCGACUCCAUUGCCUUCUGAGUCAGAUCGAAGGAGAAAGGAAAGUUGGUCAUGCAAUUGUCAUGCACUGUAUAGUUUGGUCUACUGUCCCCUCCCCUGAAGAAAACAAUUUUGAACGGAGAGGAAGCUGGUGCAAGCAACAGGUUUCGCGGGAACCUCGCGGGUCUUUUGUGAGCGCAACAUGGCGUCGUUACAGAUGUUGUUCCACUCUGUUUUUAUCGUAACGGCUUUGAAUAUCUCCCUUAUAAUGGCUGCUCUACCUGGCAUGUUAUUUCCUAAAGAUUCUGAGAGAAGAGAAGUCAAGGACCUCAGUGGUAUGUGGGAUUUUCGCGCCGAUAUGUCAGUCAACAGAAAUGGCGGCUUCGAGAAUAUGUGGUUUGCUAAACCACUGUGGCAGAUUCGUGGUAAAGGUCUUGAUUACGCCAUGAUUGCUAAGGACUUCAACCUGCUCAAGUGGCUGGGUGCAAACAGCUUUAGGACGAGUCACUAUCCCUAUGCUGAUGAAAUCAUGGACAUGGCUGAUAGAGAAGGAAUCGUGGUUGUAGAUGAGUGUCCUGGAGUUGGCAUUAGACCCAACAACUUGGGUGAAGAAUCCUUGGCACAUCACAAAGUGGUCAUGGAGGAGCUGAUCCGCCGCGAUAAGAACAGACCAGCGGUUGUCAUGUGGUCAGUAGCCAAUGAACCGUGCAGUGACAAGCAAAAAUCUGUUCCCUACUUCAAAGCUCUGUUUGACCUGACUCGCCAACUGGAUUCUACGCGACCAGUGACGUUUGUUACCAUGUUCAAAGCUUGGAACGAUAAAGUUGUGCAGUUCUGUGAUGUGAUUUUUUGCAACCGCUAUUACGCCUGGUACCACGACUUUGGACAAACUCAACUUAUUUCGAAACAGGUGGAGCGGGAACUCAGAGACUGGUUUGAUACUCACGCCAAACCGGUUGUACAGGCUGAGUAUGGAGCGGAUACUGUGGCUGGUAUGCACGUGGUACGUGCCUACAAAUUUGACGUUAUGAGUCUCCAUAUGGAGAAAAUGUUUUUACUGGGUCGCUGAGCGUUUUCUUUUAGCUAGUUAAAGUGAUUAUUGGCUAGCUUCUCCCUUUUAAUUGUUUAAAGGCGUGUAACUUUUUCAGUCGCAGGAAUAAGGAGUGUUUUUUGCAAAUACGAUAAGAGUUUAUAAGGUCCGCGUUCUCUGAACGCUGCCUGUUAUGUGCAAUUCGAAGCAAUUACCGA
Molecule: messenger RNA, 1254 nt
Organism: Orbicella faveolata
Lineage: Eukaryota; Metazoa; Cnidaria; Anthozoa; Scleractinia; Merulinidae
Product: beta-glucuronidase-like
Biological process (GO): carbohydrate metabolic process
Molecular function (GO): carbohydrate binding; beta-glucuronidase activity
Source: RefSeq, a predicted model, not a curated record